CAAACAAUGUGCAGUACAUUACAGUGGGUGGACAAGAAAGGAUCUAGCUAAAUAAGUGGAUCAUCCUGUAGUGAACAUAAUGUUUGUUCUUUUAGGAUUGUGUAUCCUUUUUCCUUCUGUGACUCCUAGUAAAGUUGAAAUAAUUGAUGAAAGUGACAUACUAUUGGAGAGAUAUAAACGGGAAGUAGAUGAGAAUGAUAUCAGAGAUGCGCUUUGCAAGGAUAAAAAUCCUGGUGAAUUCUUCCGACUUGUUGCUGGAGCCAAGCAUUGUCGAGAUGUUGUAGCUUGUGCUGAUGGUGGUCUUCAAGCUAUACGAUGCCCUCCUGGUCUGGCCUUUGAUCUUGAGAAGCAAACUUGUGAGUGGAGAAAUGCAGUUCAGAACUGCAACACCAAGGCUCGUCCAAAGCUAGUUCUUCCACUCUUUAACACUAAAGAACCACUAUGUGAUCCUGGGUACUUGGCCUGUGGAGAUGGACAAUGUGUAAGGAAAGAGUUGUUUUGUGAUGAUAUCCCUCAAUGUAUUGAUGGUAGUGAUGAGAACCUGUGUGGUCCAAGGACUGAUCCUAACAGAGCUGAAUCAUGUGACACAGACAUCUGCAAGCUUCCUGACUGUUUCUGUUCUCCAUCUGGAACAAAGAUUCCUGGAGGUCUAAAACCUGAAGAUGUUCCUCAGAUGAUUGUAAUGUCCUUUGAUGAUGCUGUCAACAACAACAACUUUGAUAUCUAUAAGAACUUCUUCAAUGGACGGCGCAAGAAUCCCAACAGCUGUGAUAUCAAAGCUACCUUUUUUGUCUCUCACAAGUAUACCAACUACUCCAUGGUUCAAGAGUUAUACAGAAGUGGGCAUGAGAUAGCCAGCCACAGUAUUACUCAUGACAAUGUGGAAGACUACUGGACUUAUGGAACCAAGGAGUUGUGGACUCAAGAGAUGAAAGGAAGCAAAGAAAUCAUUGAGUCUUUUGGUGGAGUUCCUAAAGGAAGCGUAUACGGCAGCAGAUCUCCUCUGCUUAGACUAGGUGGAAAUAGACAGUUUGCUGCUCUAGAAGAAUCAGAUUUCCUGUAUGAUUCCUCACUAGUUGCUCCCCUACAGAACCCUCCUCUAUGGCCCUACACUACCUUCUUUGCAUUACCUCAUGCUUGCCACGGAAACUUCCAGAAGUGUCCCACAAGGAGUUAUGGAGUUUGGGAGAUGAUUGUUAAUGAGUUUGAUCCAAGAGAAGAACCAGGACAAGAUCUCAAGGAGCAAGUGUCUGGUUGUGCCAUGUUAGAUAGUUGUUCCAGCCUGCGAUCCCCGGAUAAUCUCUACAAUGUUCUCACUCACAACUUCAUCCGUCAUUAUGAGCAAAAUAGGGCUCCUUUUGGCAUUUACAUGCAUGCUGCAUGGUUGGGCAAAUCCCCCGAGAUGCUGGAGGCCCUGGAAUUUUGGUUGGACGAGAUACUCUCCACCUACAAGGAUGUUUAUGUUGUGUCCAUGUACGAUGUUUUAAAGUGGAUGCAACAGCCAGUGAGUAUCAGGGAUGCUGUUAAAUUCUCUGGUUGGAAGGAAAGGUGUACACAUCUUGAUACUCCAGACACAUGCAAGUCGUUGAAAGAAUGUGAAUUGGAGACUCCAGCUCUUGGUGGUGUUAAGCAGAGACUGCAGACCUGUCAAGAUUGUCCCUCCUACUAUCCCUGGUUAGGAGAUCCAACAGGAUCUGGAGUUUAUGAAGAUUUUACCUUUUCUGUCAAGGAACCUCAAGCCACUAGAAAUUAAUAAUUGUAGUUUUAUUUGGUAUUAGAAUAUGUAUGAAUAAAUAUUAUUGUGGACUAAA
Eurytemora carolleeae is the source of this 1811-nucleotide messenger RNA. RefSeq lists its product as uncharacterized. NCBI's taxonomy places the organism in Eukaryota, Metazoa, Arthropoda, Copepoda, Calanoida, Temoridae. Gene Ontology annotation, molecular function: hydrolase activity, acting on carbon-nitrogen (but not peptide) bonds; chitin binding; protein binding. Gene Ontology annotation, cellular component: extracellular region. The record is from RefSeq and is a predicted model, not a curated record. The transcript has 17 exons. The coding region runs from base 80 to 1753 and encodes 557 amino acids. Gene Ontology annotation, biological process: carbohydrate metabolic process.